GAGAGGCAGCAGCAGCAGGGGAGGCAGCAACAGCAGCAGCAGCAACAAAUGGCCUUGCUGGUGCCAAGGCCGACGAGAAGCAGAGCAGCAGCAGCCACGCUGCAGCAACAGCAGCAGCAGAGUCUGCGACGGCAGCAGCAGGAGCAGCAGCAACCGAAGCAAAAAGCACACGGGCGGAGACGCCUGCUGCUGCUGCUGCUGGCAAGCCAGUGGACGCAGCAGCAGCAGCAACAGCAACAGCAGCAGCAAAAGCUGAGGUUGCUGCUUGGGUCUCAACAGCGCUGCUGCACAUAG
This is a messenger RNA of Eimeria tenella, 294 nucleotides long. RefSeq lists its product as uncharacterized. The transcript is spliced from 2 exons. Lineage: Eukaryota; Apicomplexa; Conoidasida; Eucoccidiorida; Eimeriidae. The annotation marks the transcript as partial. The record is from RefSeq and is a predicted model, not a curated record.